Myotis davidii is the source of this 1618-nucleotide messenger RNA. RefSeq names its product claudin 14 (gene CLDN14). The coding region runs from base 603 to 1313 and encodes 236 amino acids. Gene Ontology annotation, molecular function: structural molecule activity. The transcript has 3 exons. Gene Ontology annotation, cellular component: plasma membrane; bicellular tight junction. Lineage: Eukaryota; Metazoa; Chordata; Mammalia; Chiroptera; Vespertilionidae. The record is from RefSeq and is a predicted model, not a curated record. Gene Ontology annotation, biological process: bicellular tight junction assembly; cell adhesion.
AGGCGGCCAGGGGGAUCUGAUAGGUGGUGAGUCAGGAGAGAGGCCCACCAGGCGGCCGGGUGUAUCUGAUAGGUGGUGAGUCAGGAGAGAGAGACCCACCGGGCAGCCAGGUGGAUCUGAUAGGUGGUGAGUCAGGCGAGAGGCCCACCAGGCGGCCGGGUGGAUCUGAUAGGAGGAGGUGAGUCAGGAGAGAGAGGCCCACCAGGCGGCCAGGGGGAUCUGAUAGGUGGUGAGUCAGGAGAGAGGCCCACCAGGCGGCCGGGUGAUCUGAUAGGAGGUGAGUCAGGCAGAGCACGGGACGGAGCCAGGCCUGGCGCAGCCAGGGGCACCUGGGCGAGAGGCUGAGGACGAUGUGUAGGAGGAACCUGGGGGCGCGUGCCGACGCAGUGCCGGAGCGGCCAAGGACACGCCAGCACGGGGGUGCGAGGCCCAGCCAUCUGGACGCAGGCCCAGCCGCCCAGGACUGUGCACGCCCAGGUCUCCGCUCUCCUGCCGACACCAGCGACCACCCAGCCCAGCCGGACCACAUGGCCCCCCGUUCUCCUGAUGUAUGAGGACCCCUGCGGGCGCCUGAGUGAGCGCAGCCCCUGCCCGGCGGGGCCAUGGCGAGCAUGGCCGUGCAGCUGCUGGGCUUUCUGCUCAGCUUCCUGGGCAUGGUGGGCACGCUCAUCACCACCAUCCUGCCGCACUGGCGCCGGACAGCACACGUGGGCACCAACAUCUUGACGGCCGUGUCCUACCUGAAAGGGCUGUGGAUGGAGUGUGUGUGGCACAGCACGGGCAUCUACCAGUGCCAGAUCUACCGCUCGCUGCUGGCGCUGCCCCAGGACCUGCAGGCGGCCCGCGCGCUCAUGGUCAUCUCCUGCCUGCUGGCGGGUGCGGCCUGCGCCUGCUCCGUGGUGGGCCUGAAGUGCACGCGCUGCGCCAAGGGCACGCCGACCAAGGCCACGUGUGCCGUGCUGGGCGGCGCGCUCUUCAUCCUGGCCGGCCUGCUCUGCAUGGUGGCCGUGGCCUGGACCACCCACGACGUGGUGCAGAACUUCUACAACCCGCUGCUGCCCAGCAGCAUGAAGUUCGAGAUCGGGCAGGCCCUGUACCUCGGCUUCAUCUCCUCGUCCCUGGCGCUCAUCGGCGGCACCCUGCUCUGCCUGUCCUGCCUGGACGAGGCCCCCUCCAGGCCCUACCCGGCCCCGCCCCGGGCCGCCACCGCCACCGCGCCCUCCUACCGGCCGCCCGCCGCCUACAAGGACAACCGGGCGCCCUCGGUCACCUCGGCCUCGUACAGCGGGUACCGGCUCAACGACUACGUGUGAGACCCCAGGGCCUGCACCUCCCUGAGCCCAGGGGGCCCGGCACCCAGGACCCGGGCACUAAGUUUACGUCUGGGCUGCUUCUGUGCCCAGCAUGUGGGCGUGAUGGGCUGGGAACCAGGGAGGAGGGAAGUGAGAGGAGAAACGCUGUUAUACCAAAGACUACAGAAGUCCUCCUGGCUUUGUAUUUAUUCCAUGUAUUUAUGUGGGUGACGUGAAAGCAGCCGAGGCAAGAGCACCGUGGGGGUUGGUCCGUGGAUUUGUCUGCAGGACGGGAAUAAACCUGUGGGCUGUGGUUGUUUCUGAAA